Pseudogymnoascus destructans is the source of this 456-nucleotide messenger RNA. RefSeq lists its product as uncharacterized. Bases 1 to 456 code for a protein of 151 amino acids. The record is from RefSeq and is a predicted model, not a curated record. NCBI's taxonomy places the organism in Eukaryota, Fungi, Ascomycota, Leotiomycetes, Thelebolales, Thelebolaceae. The transcript is spliced from 3 exons.
AUGCCGGUUCCCACCCCCCUCCGGGGCUCUUACUGUCGCCUUCCAUGUGCUCUGUUUGCACUGCCUUCAGGCCAAAGCCCGUGGGAUCCAGUCCCACGACUGCGUCUGGUCCCCGACCAGUUCAAAGUGUGGGUACUGCACGUCGCAGCACUCGCCUUGCGUCCCGCUGCCCUGGUUCCUUGGGGAAGAAUUUGCGGCCCUCCUGGCCACCCAGAGCGUGACCUCUACGAGGAGGCACGCGCCACUCGGGCUGCCCUCGAGUUGGGGCUGGCCCAAAUUCGGUCGUCGCUGCGCCGUCUCCGGACGGAACAGGAGAGCGUUCCUGCUCUCUUGGGGGAGUUGGUGGCUGCUGUGGGCAAACUGCCCACCGCUGCCGCUCCCGCGGUCGCUCCGACUCAGGGUGAUGGAAGGAGGGAGGGGGAGGAUGGGGAAGUUGGGGCGGCCUAUGGGGCCUAG